CCGAGCUGCCGAAAGGUCUGGUCGCAGAGACAGGAACGCGGAAUCCUCAGCGCGCUCCAUCCCGGCAGCAUCGCUCCACGGCUCGGCAGGGCAGCGAGCCUCCGGGCACCGGCCCCUCUGCUCCGCGGAAAAGCCCGAUGAAGUCCUCCGAUCUCGAUCAGGACUUAUUUACAGACAGUUACUGCAAGGUGUGCAGUGCCCAGCUGAUAUCGGAAUCUCAGCGUGUGGCCCACUACGAGAGUCGAAAACAUGCCAGCAAAGUCCGACUGUAUUACAUGCUUCACCCCAGGGAUGGUGGAUGUCCGGCCAAGAAGCUCCGAUCAGAAAAUGGAAGUGAUGCUGACAUGGUGGAUAAAAACAAGUGCUGUACACUCUGUAACAUGUCCUUCACCUCCGCGGUGGUGGCUGACUCACAUUAUCAAGGCAAAAUCCACGCCAAAAGGUUAAAACUCUUGCUAGGAGAGAAAACUCCAUUAAAGACCACAGCAACACCUCUGGGCGCACUUAAACCUCCGAGGGUGGACGCGGCUCCAGUGGUCUCAUCUCCCUAUCAAAGAAGAGACUCAGACCGAUACUGUGGGCUCUGUGCUGCCUGGUUUAACAAUCCUCUGAUGGCCCAGCAGCAUUACGAUGGCAAGAAACACAAAAAGAACGCGGCAAGGGUUGCUUUAUUAGAACAGCUCGGGACAACUCUGGAUACGGGGGAGCUCCGAGGUCUGAGGCGCAAUUACAGAUGCACCAUUUGCAGUGUCUCUCUGAACUCGAUAGAACAGUAUCACGCCCAUCUGAAAGGAUCCAAACACCAGACCAACCUGAAGAAUAAGUAGUCAAAACAUCUAUCAAGAGAUGAGGAAAAAAAGUCAGGAUUUCUCUGCCAUGGAGAAUUGCUUACCAACCACCAGAGGAAGAUUCUUUCUUGAACAAUGAACAUUUCUUAUGAGGAUUCACAGAUUAACAUACGACUAAUCUUAAGUUUUUGGAGCAUGAAUGAGUUUUCUUUCUUCCUUUUCUUUUUUUUAACUUUGUGGUAAGUUAUGAUAUUCGGAUGGAUUUUUAAAGUUCUUUCCUGGUAAUAUAUUUAGCACAUGUUCUAAACGAUAAUCCUAUUGCGAGAGCAUUAUUCACAAAGACGGUGGGAAAAUCUACACUUUCAAUUUAGUCUCAGAUUUCUUCAACAGAUAAUUCUUGUAUUAAAUCCCGGAUGAUCACGAUGUAAAGCACUUCUCUGAAGAAAUAAUCUUUAUUUUUUUCAUCAUGUUGACCACGAUUGGUGGCAACUUGCACAGAACCAGACGAAUCACUGUUAGUUGAAGCUCUGUAAUAAACACAAACACUGCCCUUCUCAUUUCACCUUCAAAAAUGUGAGCUCAGUUUGCCAUCUGAAGAAGAAUGAAGACAGGAAAGAAAGAAAGAAUCAUCCUCCUUUUUUUUUUUCUUUUCUGAUCAUUCAAAGAACAGUUCCUCAAGGUUAAGCCAAGUCCUCUUCGCCAGCUUCCAAAAUAAUCGCUUAGGAAAUGAAUUAGUUUGCCUGCAUGAUGAUCCUCUUAAUGCAAAAAUGUCUUAACAGCACUUGACCUUGAUGAAAUGUUUUCCCAAAGGUCUUCCAAAGAAGAAAGAGAAACCCCAGAAUCACAGGGAACUAAAUGAAUGUUCUCUACUUUAUGAAGUUGGCCUGAGCUGUGGGCUUUCAAGAGGGGCACUGAUGAUUUGGAAAGAAGUGAGUGAAUUCGGAAGAAAUGACCACCUUCAGUGGGCUGAGGUCCCCUGAUCCUCUGUUUCUCACUGACGUCCUCUUGCUGCAUCAAGAUUCAGUGACUUCGGAGAGCACGCCACUGGCCAGCAUGGCAGACUGGAAAACUGUGACCCUCAGAUGGGGAAAGUCUCUGCAUAUAAAUCACAAAGAUCUUUCUCCAGGUUUCAGUCUUGUGCCUGGAGACUGGCUCUGCUGUCCCCGCGGCUGGCUGCAGAGCUGGACUUUGAGCUUCUUUUGGGGAUGCUUCUCGGCUCUCCGGCCGGGGUUGCCCUUGGUACUUUGUGACCUUAGGCGAUGGAUCUCCGGGUGUCAGGAUUUUCCAGUCCAUUACUUUUCCACAAGAGAGCUGAGGUGGUUAAAACUCGGCGAGCAAUAAAUAAAAUGACUUAGACUGCACCGUGUUGUUAUGGAGCUGUUGGAAAUCUGGCACCGUUCUCUUGUGGAGGGUCCACUCAGGAGGGGUCAGGGUUGUCAGUUUCCCUGCCUGCAGAGAGACACGGCCACACGGGCCACGCCGGCCAUGCCGGCCACGCCUGCUGGCCACGCACCGUCUCGUGGGAAGGAAGGAGUGUUUGAUGGGAAGCAAUCUAUUUUUCUGUUUUGGAAAGCACACAACAGAGCUGCAGACCUCCAAUGAUGACUUUUCUUCGGCUGUGUAAAAGAGGGCUUUAUUUGUCAAUUCUGCUGUAACAUAAGCGUUG
Molecule: messenger RNA, 2454 nt
Organism: Camelus dromedarius (Arabian camel)
Lineage: Eukaryota; Metazoa; Chordata; Mammalia; Artiodactyla; Camelidae
Gene: ZMAT4
Product: zinc finger matrin-type 4
Exons: 7
Coding region: 138-827 (229 amino acids)
Molecular function (GO): zinc ion binding; nucleic acid binding
Source: RefSeq, a predicted model, not a curated record